ACUACGGAUUCAUAGCGCACUGCAGCGAAUGUGGGGCAUUCCAGAGCGUUUCUUGGGACGAACUCGGCCAAACAUCAGCUUGCAGUUGCUCCAAGAAGAACACGUAUACGGGUCCAAUAUGGAUCGGCCCUCUGCACAACAUAGCAUAUUUACAAACAAUGUCACGGGUAGCCAAGGAAUUAAACUGGAUUGCCUCACCUGGAUUCGAUAUGAAGAAACUCGAUCCUGAAACUUCAAAAUUGACCGAGGUGCUAGAUGUAAUGCUGGAGGAAAGCAAUCCAGCUUUGCCAUGCGGUUACAUUGGGCUUCACGAGAUUGCAAGCAGAGGAAAGAUCCCAACUCCCAGAAGAGAUACCUUGACAAGGGGACUACAAAAGGAAGGAUACGUAGUGAGCCGGUCGCAAAUCGAGCCAAACUCGCUCAAAACCAACGCAUCAGUAGCUGAAUGUAUUCACGUAGCGCAACAACUGUUCGCCCUGCAACACGACAAGCUGUCAAUACAAAGCUAGAAUUUUGUGUCGUACCUUAGCAAUUACCAGCUAUGAUUGUUGCU
Molecule: messenger RNA, 553 nt
Organism: Selaginella moellendorffii
Lineage: Eukaryota; Viridiplantae; Streptophyta; Lycopodiopsida; Selaginellales; Selaginellaceae
Exons: 4
Coding region: 159-509 (116 amino acids)
Biological process (GO): tRNA N2-guanine methylation
Cellular component (GO): nucleus
Molecular function (GO): RNA binding
Source: RefSeq, a predicted model, not a curated record